GAUUAGCUGUUGGGCGACCUUAUAAGGAAAUGCCCGCCCUUUGCUUUGACAGCGCCGCGUUAUGGCUGCGGCCCUAAUGGAGAGAUUGGCAUUUCUUCAUAGAGUCCCCACCUUAAUGAAAGCCACCUCUGAUGAUGAGACUCCUUGUCCAGGGUACCUCUUUGAAGAAAUCGGCAAGCUUUCCCAGGAGUCAGUGGGGUCUAGCCAGUGUUUGCUGGAGUAUCUGUUAGAGCGUCUGCAGAGUGAAUCCUGCCAUGUGAAGUUGAAGGUGUUGAAGAUCCUCUUGCACCUCUGCUCUCAUGGCGCUCCUCACUUCCUGUCUGACCUUCGACGGAAUGCCACCUUUAUUCAGGAAGUGACGGUGUUCAGUGGUCCUCCAGAUCCAAUCCACGGCAGUGCCUUGUACCAGAGAGUGCGGUCAACAGCACAGGAACUGGCCAGUGCCUUGUUCUGUGACGCACUUUUACCUGUAUCGUCCCUUCCUACAUGCAGAGUAUCUUCACAAGCAGGGAUGGGCUCUUCCUCUGGACUCAACUCUGGAAUGCAGGGCUUUGGUUACAGUGCCGAGAUGAGCAAAGGCUCUGCGGGCGCUUCCUUCCUGAACAGGAUUCAGAAAGCAGCCGAAGUCGUGGCAGUUGCAGUCCUCCCUCCUCCUGAAGAACCCACCAUCAUUCAAUAUGACAACAGCUAUCAGCCGGUGAUGGCACCACCUAAUGUCCGGAAGGCCACAGCUCUUCCUGAAAAUGCUCCUCCGCCGUUUCACUUUGAGAAAGUUCACAGGUUACCAGGCCAGGCUGGUGGUGGCUGGGAGGAGAACGACAGUGGACACAGUUCCCAGAAUUCCUCUCAGGAGAAUGGGGACCUUGGCAGGGCAUCUUUGCAUGGAAGCAGCAAAUCCGGGACAGACAGCCAAUCGGCAGGCAGCAGGGAGAGCAGCGACCUUUCUGAAAGGGGAGAAGCCAUGCCUUUAAGUGACUGUGCCCAGGAAAUGCAGUUAGUCACCACAACGACCCGAGGCUCAAAGGUCUUCCUGACCCGGGAGGAGACGCAACUCUUUCUCAAAGAGUGUGCAAUCCUGAACUGCGAGGUGGUGGUAGACCUACUUAGCCAGAAGCUGCAGGACCCCACUGACAGUGUCAAAAUGAGGGCGCUGUCAGCUCUGGCCUGCCUGAUGUCAUCUGACCUUUUGUCCAUUGACCAGAUUUUUGGAAUCACUCGUCAGCAGUUGAAGCAGCUGAGUAAGGGCGUCACAGGCCCUGCCGGCCACAGAGCCACAAAACUCUUGAAGCAGUUUGAGGCACUCCUGGGUCAGGCUGCAAGUUUGAGGCCAGACUGCGAUGUCCACACGGCGCAGCAUUCAGACGGCUCCCCAAAAUUAAAAACAAGCGUGAGCCUCCAGCUCCCAAAGCACACCCCCUCUGGACCAUCGUGUCCUCUUUCUCGCUUGAACUCGAAACCAACUGACAGGCCUGCUGGCCCCAUCAACGAAACCGGGAACUCUGAGGUUCACCUUGGCCUCCACACGCAGAUGUCCCGGCCAACAACUGGCCGUGGUACACAUUUACACCCACAGCGGCCAGACCCGCUUGAAAAGGAGUUCAAAAUGGCCGAGGUGCCAUCUAGCGAGUGUUCUCUCUUCAGUGGCAUGGACAUUUUUACACAAGAAAAACCUUUGACUGCACCGUCCAUAGAGAUUGUGGGUGCUACACUGGAAACGGGUGAAAAUGACUGCAGCAAAGACUCGGGACUCAAAUCAGUAUUCUCCUUCCUUAAUCUUUAAAUAGACGCAUCCAUAAAACGCUUAUCUACUGUGUCACUUUUUUCAUGGUAUUUCGAUCUGCAUUUUAAGCAAUAAGCAGUAAUUAUGAGCACCUGACCUCUCAUAUCUCAAGCCCGUUCUUUGACUUCAGAUGAACAGUGGAGACGUCAAAUAAGCCUAAUGGACUACAUUUACCUUAGUACCAGGGUUUUUCCAGAAAAGUAUCUUCAACUGCAGACGCCUACAGCUGUUAAGGAAAAAAUGGCACUGAAGUUUAUGACCCAGAGGCCAAUGGCUCGAGUGCACUUAGGAGUCUCAGUUCUGACUUUGAGAACUUUUAAGAUCCCGACAGCCACUCCGCCUCACUGUAUGAUAGCCGUGGUCAGAAAUUAAGACCAACUGGUCUCGGCGACAGCCCACCAGAGGCGGUUCCGUUUCAGGCUUUUAUACUUUCACAUCAGUGAUGAACUGGGCCUGCUGUUUUUGCUGAGCCUGCUGUUUUUGCUUCAUGCCGUCUGUAAUUCAAAACCAUCACACAGUGUGGUUUUUGUGCAAGUUUUUAAUUAAGUUGUAAGCAUUAAAAUUUGCACAUCUUCUCCACCAUAUGAAUUCA
Molecule: messenger RNA, 2372 nt
Organism: Erpetoichthys calabaricus (reedfish)
Lineage: Eukaryota; Metazoa; Chordata; Cladistia; Polypteriformes; Polypteridae
Gene: tepsin
Product: TEPSIN adaptor related protein complex 4 accessory protein
Exons: 13
Coding region: 62-1780 (572 amino acids)
Cellular component (GO): trans-Golgi network membrane
Source: RefSeq, a predicted model, not a curated record